This is a messenger RNA of Calliphora vicina (urban bluebottle blowfly), 544 nucleotides long. RefSeq lists its product as uncharacterized. The record is from RefSeq and is a predicted model, not a curated record. The transcript is spliced from 2 exons. Gene Ontology annotation, biological process: poly(A)-dependent snoRNA 3'-end processing; nuclear mRNA surveillance; rRNA catabolic process. Gene Ontology annotation, cellular component: nucleolus; cytoplasmic exosome (RNase complex); nuclear exosome (RNase complex). Lineage: Eukaryota; Metazoa; Arthropoda; Insecta; Diptera; Calliphoridae. Bases 1 to 498 code for a protein of 165 amino acids.
AUGGAACCGGUAAUAUGUCGUCAUGAGUUUGCCAAUUUUCAGUUGGAAAUAAAAGUGUUGAUCAUAGAUGAUGAUGGUUGUGCUUUAAGUACUGCCAUUAAUUGCUGCGGGGUAGCUCUGAUAGAAGGUGGCAUACCAACCUAUGAUCUGAUAACAUCCUCAACUGUGUGUCUAUUGAAGCAAAAGGAAUUUAUUAAUCCCACAGCUGAUGUUGAAGAUUUACUGUUAAGUCUUUCCGGUAGUGAUGAGAAAGAUGCCGUUGUAGAGAAGCAUGGUAUAAUUGUUACUGCCAGUAUAUCAGCUGUUGGCCAAGUCACAGAAUGUUUUCAAAAGGGUUAUAUUCUACCAGAGACAUUAGAACGUUUAUGCGAACACUCUUUGGCCGUAAAUCAACGAAUGUUAGACACUAUACGCCAUGUAUUGGUCAAUAAAGUUAAAAAAUGUAUUGCCUUGCAUCAAGAAAGUGCUGACGAGGAAUUAGACGCCAGCGAAUCAUAAAAUAAAUAAUGAACCACCACAAAUACAUAGAUUUUCCAGAAAUCAA